GAUUUUUUGUCGCAAAGAAGUUAUAGUCACUUUCCAUGUCACUUUAUAUGCAGCGCUCAUAUUUUGGAUCGAGAGAGUCACGAGGUCUCACUUGGCAUGCUUGGAGGAUGUUGCCGUUGCCAUAUAGAUACUUCAGCAUUCAUUUAUUAUCAUCAGACACGUAAGACAUGUAAAGAGUGUGAUGCUCACGAUGCUGUGCGGUUGACAUCUCAUUGGUAUGCAAUAAUGCCACCCUGGAUAAAAUACUGAUCAUUAUCAUAAUGAAAAGUGUCUGCGAAACGAACUGAACUUGUGUCUUCAGUUUUAAUGAAUUCCGGAAUAUUUAUCAUCAAACUUGCACAUGAAUGAUAUACGCAAGUAUCGGAUUACCAUUUUUUUAUGUAAAAUUAUUUUUGUCAUCGUUAUUAUUGUCUAAUUCAAUCCGACUUUUUUUCGUUUUUCACCAACUAUGGGAUCCCAGUCGUUGUUCACAACAAUUGAGUUUAAAAAGGAAUUAGAAUCUGUUCGUUAAUGGUAUUGGAUUUGAUGUUAAUUAUGGGACGCUGUCGUAUCCGCCUAAAGGUUUUGACAUAUACAUUUAUGUGCUUUGUAGGAUUGUCAUUAUUGGUCAUUCUUCAGGGGUUAAACAAACUGGUUGACCAAGAAUCUGAUGAGAAUCCGUACUCGACUCGAAAACGCCUUUCUCCAGCUCUAGCUCCUGCUGGAGACGCUAAUCCUGCAUCCAUAUUUAAAGUGGUACUACGAGAUGAUAAUAUCAUGCAAAUUGAUUUGUUGGUUAACUAUAGUUCUAUGGUGUCUGCAAAGAAAGUGGUUCGGGAGGACUAUGGUCCCAGCACACAUCGAAAGACUCCGGUGAGUAAUGAGGAGAGGGUGGUGUUAGACAAGCAAAAUAAUAAUCGCAGCCUACAUGAUGUAAGUCGAACGAAUCUGUCUGAAGCAAUCCUGAAAAGGGAUACUGACAGGAUCCAAGACAAUGGUACUCCGAGUCUUAAGCCUCCGAGUAAGAAAGAUAUUGACGAGGAACGCCAUAACGGUGACCGUGCCGCCGUUAGACGACGGGAUCUGCCGAAUUCUCAGAAGGGCGAAGACCUGGACAAAGCUUCGUAUGGGAAUCAGAAGAACUACUCCACAAAUCAGAGGCUUCUGAUCGAAAAUGAAAAAGUCCUCGACAAGGGUUUCAAAAUAUCUGAUAGCGAUAUCAUAGGUCGGCGGCAGGAGGGUGACGAGGAAAAUGCGAUUCAUGACAAUGAUUAUGAGGCCUACGUUCAGGAAACUAAUUACUUCAUCUCUCAAAAGCCUCUGACGAUUCAUGCGAAGACUAAGAUCACAGCCAAAGGUUCAGCAGCUUAUAGGCCACAAUUUGUUAUCCUGCUAGCGCAGAUGCGAACUGGUUCAUCUGCAGUAGGACAGAUAUUGAAUCAAAAUAAAGACAUAUUCUACCUUUACGAGCCGCUUCAUGUUACUCAUGACUGGGUUACAAAGCACAGAACUAAAGCUGAAGCUAAUAGUAGAAUGACCGAAGUAUUAAGUAAUAUUAGCCGCUGCGAAUUUUCCAAGGGUUUUGUGAGGAGUCACGGGUCCUGGGGUGGACGAACCAAAAGCCGAGCCCUAAUGCCUCUCUGUAAAGAUAUCAAGACAUGUAAGGAACUCCAACCAGCGGUGUAUAAACAAAUUUGCUUAGCUUGCAACGGGAACGUUGCAGUCAAGCUUAUUCGCAGCAAUCUAUUGCACCUAAAACCAUUACUUGAUGACGAUCUGGUGGACGUCCGAAUCAUCCAACUUGUACGAGACCCACGCGGCACGGCCAAUUCCCGACUGGAGUACUUCUCGGCCAAGAAAGACGAAAUUCCUCCAGGUUUGAAAAGGAACAGUUUAAAUCCAGUAAAGUUUGAUGAAGGCAUUUUUCUUCCGCCAAAAGACAUGUUGAAAUUAACAAUAAAGACAUUCUGCUCCUGGUUACGACAAUCACUCAAAAUAGCCCUUUCCCAACCUGCAUGGCUUCAGGGGCGCUACAUGUUGAUACGGUAUGAGGACUUUGCGGAGAGGCCCCGGAUGACUGCUCAAGAGAUCUACAACUUCCUAGGUCGUCCGACACCCCCUGAAGUCCUCAAAUGGAUAAAAGAGAACACGCAAGGCAAGACUAUAGGGGAAAAUCCCAAUCAUCCCCUAUUCAGUCUGUCGAAAAAUUCUUCGAGCACCGCAUCAAGAUGGAGGUUGAAUUUAUCGGGAGAACAGGUCAUGAUUGUUCAGAAUGAAUGUGAGGAUUCGAUGCGUCUUCUUGGUUACCAGUUAGUAGGCAAACAUUCACCACUCAAGGACCUCUCCGUGUCCCUCAUCAAGGAACUUACCUCCAGUUUGCGUGAUGUUAACAUGUUCACGGAUUAACAUGCACAGAGUCAUGAUUUAAAAGGUCGUUGCUAUAAAAAAAAAGAAUCAUUCACCAGUUUCUCAUGAAACCAAGUCAGCUCAAUGAAUAUUCUUGCAUGGUUGAAAUAAAAAUUAUGAAUGAUAAAAAUGGAUGCAUAUAGGACAGGUCUAAGAUAUUAAGGUCUAGUCAAGACUUUGGCAGUGAAAAUGCUACAUUGCACACAUUCUACGGUAUAAUGACUAUAUGAUGUCAUAAUGCCAAAAUAACCAGUUGUAAACAUGUUGUUUCUCUUUUUGUUAAUCCACCACAAUUACCAUGAUUACAGCCAAGGUUAAAACCCUGAUUAAAACAUUAUUUAAAUAACUUAAAAUAAAUUAGUAUAACUUACACUUUUUUAUGACAACCAAAGCGAGAUAAUAUUUUGUCGAUUUUCAGGACUUUUAUGUUGUUUUCCAUCAUCUGUAGAUCAAUCGAAACACUGAAAUAGGUUUUUUUUAUAUAAU
Messenger RNA from Lytechinus variegatus (green sea urchin), 2871 nucleotides. RefSeq names its product carbohydrate sulfotransferase 1-like. The coding region runs from base 511 to 2385 and encodes 624 amino acids. NCBI's taxonomy places the organism in Eukaryota, Metazoa, Echinodermata, Echinoidea, Temnopleuroida, Toxopneustidae. Gene Ontology annotation, molecular function: N-acetylglucosamine 6-O-sulfotransferase activity. The transcript has a single exon. The record is from RefSeq and is a predicted model, not a curated record. Gene Ontology annotation, biological process: sulfur compound metabolic process; N-acetylglucosamine metabolic process.